Molecule: messenger RNA, 2887 nt
Organism: Hypoxylon fragiforme
Lineage: Eukaryota; Fungi; Ascomycota; Sordariomycetes; Xylariales; Hypoxylaceae
Product: ubiquitin 3 binding protein But2 C-terminal domain-containing protein
Exons: 1
Coding region: 118-2553 (811 amino acids)
Source: RefSeq, a predicted model, not a curated record
GGUACGACAGCUCCCGGCACUACAGCUCCCGGCACUACAGCUCCCGGCACCACGGCCCCUGGAACGACAAUCCCUGGAACGAGUCCAAUAUAUCCCACUAGUGGACUCAAUUCGACAAUGUCCACGAGUGUCCCGGUAACAACCCCCCAGACUCCGGCAACAGAAAGCACUACCUCAACGUAUUAUACCACAAUCCAAACCACACCUACCACAGUAGUGCCCCCAGCGACAACGUAUCCCACAGUACCGAUGUCUUCUCCGGAGACGCCAACUGUCCCGUCCGGCACUGUUCCGACCUCGCCUAUUGAAUCGACCCCUGGUACUUCGCCUCCGGCAGAGACUACUCCUGUAACUUAUCCGGGCACUACAUCAGAGGUUGAAAGCUCGUCCACGAGCCCGUGCGAGACGAUGACUACACCUGGCGAAUCCGUCACCAUGAGUGUCCCAACGGUUCCUUCUGUUCCCACAGUCCCAGCUACAGGCCCCGUAGGAAAUAUGACCACAACCCCAUGCCCGGAAAGUAUGACAACUCCUGGGUAUCCAGGAACGACACCAUGGGUUCCAACUGGUAGCGUACCAUCCGUUCCGACCUAUCCAGGUGGCCCGCCUCCGCCAGGUGGUCCCCCAGGUGGUCCUCCUCCGCCAGGCGGUCCUCCGCCUCCGGGUGGCCCCCCUCCUCCAGGUGGUCCUCCAGGCGGCCCUCCUCCCCCAGGCGGUCCUCCGGGUGGUCCCCCUGGUGGUCCUCCUCCCCCAGGUGGUCCCCCAGGUGGUCCCCCGCCUCCAGGUGGUCCCCCAGGUGGGCCCCCUCCUCAGUGCCCGGAAUGUGAAACUAUGACAACACCCCAGUAUCCAACCAUGCCAAGCGGAACAGCGCCGUGGUAUCCAACUGGUAGCAUGCCAUCUGCUCCAACAUAUCCGGGUACUGGAUCAACUCCAUGCCCAGAAAGUUCAACAUCGCCUGAGUAUCCUACAAUGUCAAGUGCAACGACACCGGCAUAUCCAACUGGCAGCAUGCCAUCUGCUCCAACCUAUCCAGGUGCUACUACCACUUCGUGCUCGGAAAGUGAAACGACGCCCGUGUAUCCUACAACUAUGUCAACUGCAACAACACCGGUAUACCCAACUACAGAGCCUGGGAACUCCACCAUGUCAACAGAGACAACUCCUGAGGUACCAGGAACAACCACGACCCCGGAGGUCUCUACAACGGCACCCGAAGUUACACCAACUACCGAGACAAGUCCUGGAGUUACAUCGACGACCGAGACGACUCCAGAGAUUACGCAGACGACUGAAACAUCCCCCGUAGUGACGCCGACAACGGAGACAACGCCAGAAAUCACAUCAACCACAGAAGCAACCACAGAGACAACCCCUGAAGUUACACCGACCACCGAGACGACCCCGGAGGUCACGCCAACUACCGAGACAACUCCGGCAGUUACUCCAACGACUGAAACAACUCCGGUAGCUACUACAGAAACAACGACGGACAUCACUUCAACGACUGAGACGACGACUGACACUACGGCCACGACUGAGACGACCACAGAGACAACCGCCGAGACUACUGCCACAACGGAUACCACUGCCACGACGGACACCACUGCCACGACGGACACCACGGCCACGACUGAGACCACGACCGAGACCACCGCUACGACAGACACUGCUACUACAGACACUGCUACCACGACGGAAACCACGACGGAUACCACUGCCACAACAGAUACAUCUACCUCGACGGACACUGUCACGGGCUCCGUGGCGAUGAUGACACCUGAGGCAAAGGUUUUCGGUCAUGAGAAGGCCGCCGCGACCAUGGCCGCUCCUCCGGUAGAGCCGAUGAAGAAAGAAAAAGGCCACGAGCAUUUCAAAGAGAAGGAGCAUUUUGAAGAAAAGGGGCAUUUUGAAGAGAAGCAUCCAGCCAUGUCUAGUAAAGUGCCUAAGCGGGGUAUCAACAGCCGCAGAGACACUGCCGCAUCGGCCCUCCGAGCCUGCCCCGGAGAGCUCACCGGCCGCUGGGAGUCCCCGCGUCUGAUCGUCCCCGUCGACCACGCGCACCCGAACACGGCAUACGGCAAGUCAGACAUCGGCGAGGUGUCCUCGACCAUCUCGUCCGUCUUCAAGUUCAGCAUUCCGGGGGACAGCGAGGCGAACGCAUGCACGGUCGUGUUCCUCGUCCCCGACGAAGAGCAGCACGCCGCCUCCAGCGAGGCAGAGGUGGCGUUCAACAUGACGGGCUCAGGAGCGGUUGAGUUCACGCGUCUCGGCGGCAACGUUGACAUCAAGACUACACUGAACAACCUCCCCGAUGUGGCGCAGAGCUACCGCCGUCUCACGGUUGCGGCGGACAACGCGUACACCAUCGACUCGUUUGCUUGCACGGCCGGCUCCGACGUGGUCGUUGAGAUGGCUAGUGUGCCGUCGUCGUUGUUGUCGUCAUCUGGUGAGACGGAGCUGAAGUUCCGUCAACACUCGGAGGAUGAUGGCAAGUGCCCGCUUGGGCUGUACGUGCUUACAUCUACAUCUGAGGAGGAUGUGGAGUUGUGAAGUAAGUGGGGUGGUGGAAGUGAUUUAGAUUGAUAUUUAGGAUGGAUAUGUUGACUUUCUAUUUUAGUUUAUCUUAUUUUCAAGGAAGAGAUGGGAGAGGUAAGAGGUAAUAAUGACGAUCGUCGACGCGCAUGUACUAGGAUGUGAGACGCGGUUGUACCUAAGGUGCAUUGCAUUCUUGGGUAUAUUGUGUCGCGACAUAAGUGUUUGAUGAGGAUGAAGGUUUGAAGUAGGUAAUACGGGAUGGUGUAGCAAGAGCAAAAGCAAUAGGUAGCCGUUUUUUAUAUAUUAUUUCUUUUGUCUUGUAUAAGAUAACUAUGUUGUGUUAGAAAGU